Aspergillus fijiensis CBS 313.89 is the source of this 1210-nucleotide messenger RNA. RefSeq lists its product as uncharacterized. The coding region runs from base 131 to 1093 and encodes 320 amino acids. The transcript has 3 exons. The record is from RefSeq and is a predicted model, not a curated record. Lineage: Eukaryota; Fungi; Ascomycota; Eurotiomycetes; Eurotiales; Aspergillaceae.
CAUCAACCUCCAUGAUGCCUUCUUCCUCCGAUCCUUGCCACAUUCUGUCAUCUUGCUUGCUUUGUCCUGCACUGUCAGUCGAGCACCGAAACAAACACAUUAGAAAGGUUCAGAGAGGUGAAAACAGAACAUGGAGAGCGCUACAGGCGAUGACGGAACCACGGUCGCGACAAGAACAUCGAUACCCGUCUCCAUUCCCGGAUACUCGGGGGCAUACAAUAGGGGGCCUUACACAGACACAUUCUCCCCUCCGAUAACAUGCCGUCAAUCAGCGACCAUGUAUACGGCCGACGACGGCGCAGGAGCAGCAGCGGGAACAAUUUAUUACGGACACUGGUGGUCAGGGGACGUGGCCUGCUAUCCCACAGGCACCAUUCCAGCCACCUCGUACACACAUUUUCAGUUUUGGUACUCAUAUUACUACAGCCCUGGCUACUACUGUCCGAGUAGUUGGCACACAGCAGCGACUUUAGCCGAUGGCUGGGCAGGCGAGACACUCACCGGGAGUCGUAAUGGCGUCCUGUGUUGCCCCAGCGGUCUCACCCUCUACAAUAAUUGGACGCAUGCGUGCGCGACAUCCGUCUCUCCAGGAGACGUCAUCACCCUGGUGACCAACUUUGUCGCACUUGAAACCACAAUAUCCUCCUCAUCGGUUCUGUUGCAAGAUGGAAUCCCGCUCAUCCGUGACGAAACCAUCACAGCCACCAACAACCCGUCGACCACUAUCACCCCGGCCCCAACGCUAUCUCCCACGACCCCUCAAGCGACGGGCGGCACGGCCACGCAAGUCCCAACGCAGGCUACAGCACAAGCAACAAAGAAUAUUUCGACUGGUUUCUCGACAAUUGCCAAAGUGGGGAUUGGAGUGGGUGUAACCCUCGGGGUGGUCCUUCUCGCCGUUGCGGGAUUAUUCUGUUUCAUCUGCUCUCGACGGCGCAGAAGACAACCUUUGCGGCACGGUCCAUCCUCAGAUCAGCCAGCCUUUGUCCAGGAGCUUCCCUCGAAAUCAUAUCAGAGGCCUGUCGAGCUUUCUGCGCGUCCGUAUGUGAGCGAGCUCGAAACCCGAGCUCAUGUGAGUGAGUUGCCAGGGUAGUCUCUGAGCCUGAUUCAUCUGAGCCAGAAUCCUGUGCAGGGUAACGCAUCUUUCCAAAAAGACCUCAGUAGCAAGAUGCACAUGAUACCAUUUAUGUUGCCUUACAUAAUAUGUGAC